AUGGCCCAGGGCAAGGCUGGACGGAGGAGACGCUCGAGUAGCAUCAUCUACCAGGAGCCUGCCGAAUCCAUUGAGCACACCAGCGACCAGGCCGCCCUGCCCAAUCUGAAUGCGAACUGGGUCAACGCCAAGGGUGCCUGGACCAUCCAUUUCGUCCUGAUCGUUUGCCUCAAGAUCUUCUACGACAUCAUCCCCGGCGUCUCACAGGAGACCUCAUGGACCCUCACCAACAUCAGCUACAUGUUCGGAUCCUUCCUCAUGUUCCACUGGGUGCGGGGCAUCCCCUUUGAAUUCAACGCCGGCGCGUAUGACAACCUCAACAUGUGGGAGCAGAUCGACAAUGGAGAUCAGUACACACCCACCAAGAAAUUCCUCCUCUGCGUCCCCAUUUGCCUCUUCCUCCUCAGCACGCAUUAUACCCACUACGACUUGACGUAUUUCACCAUCAACUUUCUCGCCACGCUGGGGGUGGUCAUUCCGAAACUGCCUUUUUCGCACCGUCUGCGGAUAGGUCUCUUCUCCGAUAUACCGGAAGAGUAG
This is a messenger RNA of Aspergillus sclerotioniger CBS 115572, 540 nucleotides long. RefSeq names its product ORMDL family protein. Lineage: Eukaryota; Fungi; Ascomycota; Eurotiomycetes; Eurotiales; Aspergillaceae. Gene Ontology annotation, biological process: ceramide metabolic process; negative regulation of ceramide biosynthetic process; intracellular sphingolipid homeostasis. Gene Ontology annotation, cellular component: endoplasmic reticulum membrane. The record is from RefSeq and is a predicted model, not a curated record. The transcript has 3 exons. The coding region runs from base 1 to 540 and encodes 179 amino acids.